Molecule: messenger RNA, 543 nt
Organism: Aplosporella prunicola CBS 121167
Lineage: Eukaryota; Fungi; Ascomycota; Dothideomycetes; Botryosphaeriales; Aplosporellaceae
Exons: 1
Source: RefSeq, a predicted model, not a curated record
GUCCAGGAUUUCAUCGCCAUCUCGCCCGACUUCGCGGGCACCGCGCUCGCAGACGCAAACUGCCUCGCCAUGCCCUGCCCGCCGGCCGUCCUCCAGCAAGAAACGACCGCGGCCUUCAUCCGCACUCUCCGCGCCCACGGCGGCACCAGCGCCCUCGUCCCCACCACGACGGUCUACUCGGGCCUGCUGGACGAGGUCGUGCAGCCGCAGCAGGGGGCGGGCGCGUCGGCCAUACUCACCAGCGCCUCCAACAACGAGGUGCAGGCCGUGUGCGCGGGCCGCGGUCUCGGCGGCGGGUUCUACGGCCAUGCGGGCGUGCUGGCGCAUCCGGUGGCGUACGCGCUGGUGGUCGACGCGCUGGGGCACGAGGGGCCGGGGCGGGCGGAGCGGCUGGAUUUGGAUGCGCUGUGUAAGUGGGUUGCGGCCGAGGGGUUGGGGCUCGACGACGUGCUGGCUACGGCGGGGCUGAUUCCGCUGGCGGCCGCGCGGCAGUUGGUGUUUCCUGAUAAGAGGGUCGCUGAGCCGGAGGUUGUCGCGUAUGCG